This is a messenger RNA of Sitodiplosis mosellana (orange wheat blossom midge), 3248 nucleotides long. RefSeq lists its product as uncharacterized. The coding region runs from base 940 to 2955 and encodes 671 amino acids. The record is from RefSeq and is a predicted model, not a curated record. NCBI's taxonomy places the organism in Eukaryota, Metazoa, Arthropoda, Insecta, Diptera, Cecidomyiidae. Gene Ontology annotation, molecular function: nucleic acid binding. The transcript has 2 exons. Gene Ontology annotation, biological process: DNA integration.
AACAAGCAUACGUCACUCACGACGACAAUGGAAAUGUAAUUGUUCGAGCGUGCGUUUUACCACACCACGCUAUCAUCAAAGAAGACAGUCUCACCACGAAGACUCGAAUCGUUUUCAAUGCAUCGGCAAAAACGUCCAACGGUCGCUCCUUGAACGAAAACUUAUGCAUCGGUCCUGCACUGCAAAACGAAUUGCCCGCUGUAAUUCUCAACUGGAGAUUCACCAGCCCCUGCGAUUGCUAUCUCGGUGAUGCACCAGAUUGCCAAUGAUGAGAAGGAGCAUUUUCCGCUCGCCGAAUCGAUUCUAAAGCAAGAAAUGUACGUCGACGAUGUACAAUCUGGCGGGCAUUCGAUCGAAAGUGCCUUAGCUAAACGAGAUGAUUUAAUCGGUGCACUCAAAUCAGCGGGUAUGGAGCUGCGGAAAUGGGGCAGCAACCAUCCAUCGUUAUUAUCAUCGAUUCCAAUUGAACAUCAAUCCAUAAAUUCAGCGUUAGAGUUCAACACGGACGAAACCGUCAAAACGCUCGGAAUGAUUUGGCAACCUGGCGCCGAUCAAUUCAAAUACAAACUCCGAUUUGAACCAGCAAAAAUUGCGACGAAACGAGCUGUUUUGUCAACAACUGCUCGCCUCUACGAUCCGUUGGGCUACAUCGCACCGGUUGUGGUCGUUGCAAAAAUCAUUCUCAAACGCAUCUAGGGCCAUAACUCAUCAAUUCACAGUGAUGCCCAAUCGAACAAAAAUACAGCGUUGAAUUGGGACGACGUUUUACCAGAAUCGCUCAACGCACUUUGGAGCAAAUUUCUGGUGGAAUUGCCUGACAUCGAGAAGAUAUCCAUACCAAGAUGGAUCCAAUUUGCGCCGAAUCAAAUUCAAUCAAUCGAGUUGCAUGCAUUUUGUGACGGCGCGACAUCAGCAUAUGCAGCAAAUGUUUACAUCCGAAUGCAGUACAGCAAUGGAUUGGUACACACGCAUCUACUCAUCGCCAAAAGCAAGGUAACUCCAACCAAACCAUUAACCAUUCCACGAAUCGAAUUGUGUGGAGCCGAACUUGCCACUCGAUUAGCAGUUUGGGUAAAAUCAAAUCUUCAGAUCUCAGUCGAUCAAAUUCCGAUUUACUUUUGGUGUGACGCAACGGUUGUGUUACAUUGGAUUCAUGGAGACAUCUCACGUUGGAAAACGUACGUCGCAAAUCGAAUUAGUAAAAUUUUAGCAUCAACGUCACCCAAACAAUGGAGCCAUGUUGGCACUCACGAUAAUCCUGCCGAUUGUGCCACACGUGGAUUGACACCGGCACAGUUAUCCAAGUUUGAUUUGUGGUGGAAAGGACCGGAGUGGUUAGUCAAACCGAAAAAGGACUGGCCUACAUUCAAACCGGGCAUCAUCAGCUUCACUGAGGAUUUGGCAGAAGUAAAGGCAUCAGAAAUUCAUGUUCAUGUGAGCAUUCAAACUGAAUCGAUUAUUAUGUUUCUGUAUUCAUCGUUAUACAAAUUGAUUCGGGUCAACGCAUGGAUUCGUCGAUUUCGUCACAAUGCACUCAACAAGUUGAAACGAAUGCAAGGAGAACUGACCGUAGCGGAAAUUCAAUCCAGUUUGUUCCAGUUGGUCCGUCUCGUGCAAGCUGAAGCAUUCGGUAAGGAGAUUAAAUGUAUUUCCAAUAAUGAACCUUUACCCAAGAAAUGUAAAAUUAGCGGAUUGGCACCAUUUUUGGAUGAACAAAAUAUUGUCCGUGUACGGGGCAGAUUGCAACGCUCCAAUUUACCGUAUCGUCAGCGCCAUCCAAUAAUUUUGCCUCAAAACCAUCAUUUCACCACACUGGUUAUCGACGAUGCACAUUCAAGUACAUUGCACGGUGGAACGCUCGUCACACUCACACACAUUCGUGGGUGUUUUUGGAUUGCAAACGGCCGACAUGCCGUUCGGUCACGUAUUCGCAAGUGUGUCACCUGCUUUAAAGCAAAACCAGAAACAACAACACAAUUGAUGGGAAAUUUGCCGUACAAUCGCGUUAAUCCACCUCAUCGACCGUUCUUAGCCACUGGAGUGGACUUCACUGGUGCAAUUGAACUCAAAGCAUCCAAAUUUCGUGGCAAUACGACGUACAAGGGAUACAUUGCUCUGUUCAUUUGCCUCGCAACCAAAGCUGUUCACCUCGAAGCAACGACGGGAAUGACAACUGAACAUUUUUUGUGUGCAUUGCAUCGUUUCAUCGGACGUCGAGGCAAGCCUCGUGAUAUGCACAGCGAUAAUGGCACCAAUUUCGUCGGUGCCGAGAAAAUCGUCGGUCACAAUUCAUUUGUAGACGCUAUCAACAAAGACAUUGUGCCAAAAUUGUCAAUGCAAGGCAUUCAGUGGCAUUUCAAUCCACCACAUUCGCCGAAUUUUGGAGGACUUUGGGAAGCCAACAUCAAAUCGCUCAAAUUCCACUUGAAACGAAUGAUCGAUGGCACACGACUCACAUUCGAAGAGCUCACAACUGUCUUGGUACGAAUUGAAUCGUGCCUAAAUUCACGUCCGCUUUGCCCAUUGACUGCCGAUCCGGAUGAAUUGGAUGUGCUCACACCUGGGCACUUUUUAAUUGGCGACACACUACUCGCCCCACCCGCUGAUCCAUCGAAAGAGCUGUCACUGAGCGCACAUUAUCUUACGUUGCAACGCAUGAUACAGCAAUUUUGGUCAAAAUGGUCAUCGGAUUGGUUGACACAUCUUCAAGCUCGACCAAAAUGGCACAACGAACAACCGAAUCUCCAACUAAAUGAUUUGGUUCUCAUCAAAGAUGAUCGCUUACCACCGAACGAAUGGUUACUUGGUCGCAUCAUCGAGCUACAUCCCGGAGCAGAUCAAUUGGUUCGCGUAGCAACAAUUCGCACGAAGAACGGCCCUUACAAACGAUCGAUCUCCAAAUUAUGCCGUUUGCCGAUUGCCACGUACACCGAAGCAUCCGCUUCCCCACAAUAGCAACACAUCACCAUCUUCGUUCGAGAAAUUUUCUUUCGGUGCUUUCUUUUAUUCAAUCAAAACGAAAGCCCAAGCCAGGUCAUCAUUUAUCAUUUUAUCAUUUAUCCCAAAAAAUUCACCCAUUCAUUUAUUAUAGAAAGAGCCUUAUUGUGAUUGAACCAUUUGAGAGGAGCCAAUGGAUACUGAAACAGACAGGAAGGAUGUGUGCCAUCGGAACGAGCAUUGCCGCAGGCGGCAAGGGGCAGCAUGUACAGUUUUCACUGGAUGGCAGCACUUAUUUAGUUCUAAAAACG